UUGUUCUCACCUGGUCGUCACUAAUCACCUCCCUUUGUCAGUUAUCAUUUCUUGUUUGUCUUCGGUCAUCGGGCGACCGACAACAUUCCUCACGGUCAUCAAAUAUACUCACCACAAGCGGCUACAGCAAAGGACAGGGCCGAAUUUUUAAACCGUCCACCUCUCACACAAUGCCAAGUGGUAGAAAGAGUGAGGGGAGGGAGUUGAGCAAAUGUGGUCAAUGGUAAGAGGAGGGGGAGGGGAUUGUCAGGAUUUGCAUGUGCGACAUCCUUCAGGCGACAUCGGGGCCAUUGUUGUCAUGGGCGUUCUCUCGUCCCACCAGAUGACCAACACAACUUUGCCUCAGACCUUGCUCUGAUUGUGACUACUUUGAAUAUCAGCUGUCUCUGUUGAAUGAAUUCUAUUAUUCGGACUUAUAUGAGUUGAAGAGCUAUAUUUCUCUAGUCUGGUGAAACAGCUAUGUGCCACACUGACCACACCAAAAGCUUCAACCUGGUCACAAUUGUAGUAUUGGCUGCUGGCGUUUGGAGACCACACUUUGUCGUGGAAGGCCACGGGAGGCUCCUAGAGCCUCCCUCCAGGGCCACCAUGUGGAGACAGGGUUACCCCACACCUGAAAACUAUGACGACAACCAGUUGUUUUGUGGCGGUGUAGGGGUUCAGUACGGUGAAAAUAAAGGAAAAUGCGGUGACCCGUGGAAUGGUCCACGUGAACAUGAAGCUGGCGGGAAAUACGCCAACGGUAUUAUCGUCAGGAGCUACCAAGUCGGUCAAGUGAUUGAUGUCUCCGUGGAGCUGACAGCCAACCACAAAGGCUACUUCGAAUUCCGGCUGUGCCCGACCGAUAACCCUUUUGAGAGGGUGACGCACUCCUGUCUGGCCAAGUACCCGCUCAAAGUAUUGCCCGAACGCGACGUCAGGUACUACGUCCAGGGCGGCGAGGGUUACUAUGGCGCCAGUCAAAAGAUCCACCUGAAAGUUCAACUCCCAAGAAACGUGAAAUGCAGGGCCUGCUUGUUGCAGUGGAAGUACAACGCUGGGAACAGCUGGGGCGUAGACCCAGACGGCACGGGGUGCAUCGGGUGUGGCAAUCAAGAGCAAUUCUACGGCUGCUCAGACAUUGCCAUUGGCCACAGUGACGUAGUCCUGGGCAAACCGGCCGUGAAGCACCCCUGGCUCUUCCAAGAAGAAACAGACGUGGAGUGGCAUUUCGGCAUUGUCAAAUACAAUAAUAAAACUACUGAGGAGCCGCCGCCCUCUAGCUCUCCCAUAUUCUACACCUCCAACUGUUGUGUUGCUGUCAUGGUAUUUCACUUGAUGGCACUUUUUCUGUCACUGCCUGCGAUGUUCUAAACUACAGACUUGGUUUCUUGUGUGUGCAAUGGUCACUGGUGCUUAACAGCAUGUAUUAUAAGACUAUUGUUAAAUAGUAUUAACAGCAAUGUAUGAAAUGGAGUUUUUUUAUUCUGUGUAUGUUGCUCACCUUUCUCAUCUCGCGUAGUGUAAAUACAACCCAAAACUAGUAGGCAACAGAUUCUCUCUUUCCCCUUUUUUCAAGUAGUCAUUGAAUAGACUUUGAACUUUCUCUAUCCCAUAUUUUUACUAACCUAUUUCUAUUCUUCUGUAGAGGAGAUCUCCGCGUUAUUUUAAUUUUCAUCAUCCCAGGAUCACUCGUAGCCUAAGUUGAGAAUCGCUGUAAUAGUUUAUAUGCUUGCAAAUCUUGAGCGCUAACUGCAGAACUAAAGAGAAUGAUCCUAACAAUGGAAUUGAGAUGUUUAGGUAGACCACAUCACAAACGAAGAGAUUAGAAACAUGAUCACAACAGACAAUAGGGCCCCGCGAUGACUUGCUAACCACUGUCAAAUAUCGCAAACUAAAACUUUAUGACCAUACCUCAAGACCCUCAUUGAUUACAAAUACCAUUCCGCAUUGAACCUGGAGAAAGAAGAAGAUGCAGACAGAAAGCGAUGGGAAACAAUAGAUUUAACGGGCCUGUCGUUGAAAGCGAUUCUAUCCAAGGCCAAAGACAGAGAGGGUGUAGAGAGACGUUCAACAGAUCAUGCUUGAUGUUUUUUGGAUUUCGUCUCCAGUUUCUAGUACUUUGUCCCUAAUUCUGAUUGUAACAUUUCAACAGAUCUUUCACUUCCUGGACAACGCCAUCUUCACAGAAAACAUUAUUGGAAAAUCAAUAUCCAAAGUGUAAUUAGCUGUUAUCAGAAUCCAAAGUGCUGGAGCCACAGAAAUGAUGAAGCAGACUUCAAUGUUGAAUAAAAUAGCCUAAUAAAGAGACAUGUGUAAACUCUAUUCAUCACUGGGAAACCUGUACAGAUCGGUUGAAUGUUGUUAAAAUCUUAUCAGUGAAUAUUUUUAGUGAAUACAAAUUUAUUUUCAACCACAUUUUGAAACAUUACAAUGACAAGCAAUAAUAUUUUCAACGUUAAAUUUAGAAACACCAGUGAUCUAUAUUAGACUCUAAACAAAAAAUUUAAGUUUCUAGAAUAGCAGUCAUAAAAUUUAAGUCUUUAAAAUCUUUAGGGGCCUCUGCAUUUUGCGUAAUAUUUAAUUUUUAUUCUGAAAAACACUCACUUGGGGCCCCCUCAAGUGGGGGCUUGGGUGAUUUUCAAAUUCUCCCCCUCCCCCCCCCCCCCACCCUAGCUACGCCACUGCCCAGUACUGCAUGUGGUUCUUUAGUCUAGUAUCUGUUUUAGUUUACGUUUUUGUCCAACUUUUCUCAGGAAUCUCGUUCAACUUUUAACCUUUACAGAAUCUCGUUCAACUUUUAACCUUUGCAGAAUCUCGUUCAACUUUUAACCUUUGCAGAAUCUCGUUCAACUUUUAACCUUUGCAGAAUCUCGUUCAACUUUUAACCUUUGCAGAAUCUCGUUCAACUUUUACCCUUUGCAGAAUCUCGUUCAACUUUUACCCUUUGCAGAAUCUCGUUCAACUUUUAACCUUUGCAGAAUCUCGUUCAACUUUUAACCUUUGCAGAAUCUCGUUCAACUUUUAACCUUUGCAGAAUUUCGUUCAACUUUUAACCUUUGCAGAAUCUCGUUCAACUUUUAACCUUUGCAGAAUCUCGUUCAACUUUUACCCUUUGCAGAAUCACGUUCAACUUUUAACCUUUGCAGAAUCUCGUUCAACUGUUAACCUUUGCAGAAUCUCGUUCAACUUUUAACCUUUGCAGAAUGUCGUUUUAUUGUAUAUUUCUAAAAGUGUCUAUUAAUGAUGUGACCUAAAAUAGUAAGUAACAGUUUGAAACAAAGUAAAAUAGAAACAUAUGAUUUCUACUAUAGGUUGAAGAAAAUCAAAUGCAGCUAAGUGCAUGAUCAAAUUGUUAAAUCGAAGAGCUUAUAAUUAAUUAUAGACUUCUCUUGAAAAAAAAAAUCGUAGUUUCUGGCCUCCGAGACGAUAUACAAAUUAAACUAAGCUGUCCUCACCUACCAAUCAGACAUGUCCGUAUUAAGUAACUUGCGUUUUCAUUAUUGGUGUAGAUAAAUAUUUGCCAUAUAUGUUUUUAAAAAAAGUAAAAGAAGUGCCAUAACCAUCCCUGCAUAUUGUGUGUAAAUCUGACACUUUUCACGUCAUUUCCUAUCAUUUAGUGGCACGUCUGCAAGAAAUGUUGUCAUUGCAUCCGCGUCCUCAGCGUUGCCACCUUAUAUUUUAUUAUAAACAUCCGUUGCAGAGAUUAGUUCAGAAUUGUGUGUGCUUUAGCUUUCAGAAACGCAACGUUUUGAAACGUUUCAAUGUUAAUUUUUGUUUUGAAACUUUGGUGGACUUAAUUCAAUAAUUAAUUAUGCAAAAUUAAAAAAAAACAAUAGUCUGUAAAUAUUUUAUCUCUAGUAUUUUUUUUCUUUUUUAGGCUUCAUUACGCUUAUUAAAUAUAUAUAUAUUUGCCUUUGUAAAUAUAUAUAUAUAUUUGCCUUUGUAAAAAGUAAAAAGGGAUUAUGUCU
Biomphalaria glabrata is the source of this 3950-nucleotide messenger RNA. RefSeq lists its product as uncharacterized. The transcript is spliced from 3 exons. NCBI's taxonomy places the organism in Eukaryota, Metazoa, Mollusca, Gastropoda, Planorbidae. The coding region runs from base 460 to 1353 and encodes 297 amino acids. The record is from RefSeq and is a predicted model, not a curated record.